This is a messenger RNA of Rhineura floridana, 3074 nucleotides long. RefSeq names its product E3 ubiquitin-protein ligase Topors-like. The record is from RefSeq and is a predicted model, not a curated record. Gene Ontology annotation, biological process: protein monoubiquitination; protein polyubiquitination. The transcript is spliced from 2 exons. NCBI's taxonomy places the organism in Eukaryota, Metazoa, Chordata, Lepidosauria, Squamata, Rhineuridae. The coding region runs from base 397 to 2592 and encodes 731 amino acids. Gene Ontology annotation, molecular function: ubiquitin protein ligase activity.
ACUGGUAGUAGGCUAGAAAAACAGAAUGGAACAAAGCCACACUGAGCUUUAAAGGUAAAAACAAGGAGUUUGUAGUGGACCUGGGAAGGGAAGCCAAUGAAAGGAUUGGAGCUUAGAGGUCACAUGCUUGAGUAAGAUUUGGCGUUGCCAGGAAGUAUGAUUGGUGGGAAACUGUGAGGAGACCCUCACACCAUUCCCUGCCAGCCACACUUCCUGGAAUGCCUUUGGAGUAAUGCAAUGUGACAUGAUGUGAUGUUGUGCCCAAGACAUUCCAGGAAGAGCAGCUGGCUGGAAGCUGCAUAGAGAGCCUCGUGCGUCUGUUCUGUUUAAAAAACAGUUAGAAAAGCAAGGAAAAAAUGGAAAACGCUCGGCUACCUCAUAAUCUUAAAUAAGAUCAUGAGACCCCGGCAUAAGGAAUUUAAACCAAGGACCGGCUUGAGAUCCUCAAGUAGAGGCUCUUUAGUUAAGACAAUGCCAACAGAUACAGCCAACAACUCAAAAUGUGCCAUCUGCUUGGAAAGAAUCCAAGAUACAACUUACUUGAACCCUUGUAAUCACAGGUUCUGCUUUGACUGUAUCCAGAAGUGGUCCAGAAAGAAAGUGAUAUGCCCACUGUGUAAGCAGCAUUUCCAUUCAUUCUUCCACACCGUAAGCACAAAAGGUACAUUUUGUGAGUAUGUCCUGCCUUCGAAUGGUGACUGCUUUUCUCACUAUGGAAGCAGGGAUGGCCACACAACAGUUUCUACUGAAAGACUUGCAUCACCACCUGACAAUGGCAUACUGUUUGAUGAAAUUAAGGGAACACUAUCUCAAAGAGAGAAGGAUGUUUAUCAGCUCAUGAGACAGUUUGCAGUAACAAAGAGCCCUGCUAAUGUAGAAGUAAUCAGUCUUGGGAAAUUUAAAGCCCAAGCUGUAAUUCAGUUCAGGAGGGGUCUAUACCAUGCUGGAAUCCAUGUCCAAAAUGCUCAAAAUCCAGAUUUCAACCAAAUUGCUUCAGCAGAAUUUUUCAGCAGAAAUCCUACUUGCUUUGACCGAUUGAUCCCAUGGUUGAAACGAGAAUUAAAAGUCUUGUGUGGUAAUCAGAGACCGCUGAUUCAUACCUUACAGAACUUCAUCCUCAAUAAUAUGACUCAGCAUGACCUGCAGAGCAAGGAGUUUGAGGUUCUGUUAUGGCCCCACUUGCGCCACUUCAGCGCUCACUUCUUGCAUGAGUUCAUCAGUUUUGUGCAGUCUCCCUUCAAUUUGAAGAAGUAUGACUGGAACGCCUCAUAUGUGUGUCCUGCUCUCAUGAGGCAAGAUUCCAAUUCUUCUGCUUUUCCUGCAUCUUCAGGUGAUGAGCCCUCCCAACUUCCUGAUAAUGAUCAGACAUCCCAAGCCGAUAGAAAUUUAGACACCGGAAAUAUGGGAUGCUUGCACUCUACUUCACAGAAGGAUCCAACUGAUGUGUUCACUGCAGCAGAUAGUACAGGCAACACUAAGAACGAAGGGCAUAAUUUGGAAGACUUGUCCAAUAGUGAUACUGAAAAAGGAAGACACACGCCAGACAACUUUAUGAAAAACAAGCUGGAUAUGGUACAACUAGAUAAAAAAACACAACCAGUUGGAUCACUCUCUCAUCCCCGGUUACUUCGAUGCAAGAAGGAAAAUGAUGGCAAGCGGGAAUUGCAUCCUGUUCAGACUCGCAACUCAAAUUCAGUUAGGAAUUCCCCAAGUGUAUUAGGAUCUGGGGAUUACAGUGCAUUUCGUUUUAAUCACAGUGAAGUUGCUGACAUGGCGACCAUGCACAACUCCACAAAAGAAGAAACUACCAAAUGGCAAGAACCUGAUUUCCCCACAAGUCACCGGAGGAGCUCGUCUUCUGAAAGGCACACAACAUUAUCUCCAGGCAGAAAGGGUGUCUUUAAAAAGAGCAUGUCGAGAGGUAUAGAAUACAGUUUUGAAGAAGGAUAUUCUUCCUGCAAAGGAAGACAUGGAGGAAGAGGUCAAGCAAGGCAUCAGCAUGAAGGAAGGCAUCAUGCAAACUAUUCCAGGGACAGGAGACUUAAGAAAGAACAAAGAAAGCCAAAAUCUAGACAUGUGAGCUUAUUACGCAAGAACACUCUGCCAUUCAGAAAUGAGAACCUUGUGGCAAGAGAGAUGAACAAGCCCAAGUCUCAGAAUGCAAAUCAUUUCAGAAAACUAAGGAGCAAAGACUAUGAUUAUUUAAGAAACAGGGUUUCCAGUGAACCAGGCUGGAGAUAUCUUUACUAUAGGCAAGACUGUGAGAGAUACAGGUAUGAAGAUCCGUUGUGCGGUAAGGGUGAACCAACCAGAGUUUACAGUCCAACCUUCUUGGCUAGCUCCAGAGAGAGAUCAUAUUUUCCCCCAGAACAUAAAAUCUCAAUCAAUCAGGAAAGUCUGACAAAAGGCUGGUACCAUUGUUCAGAGAGAUGCAAAAGCACAGGAAGACCUAGAGGUAGAUUUGCUGUAGUGGGACAGGAGAGAGGGACUUAUGAUAAACUUGGUGGGAAGAGGAGGCACAAAUUGCAUCACAUAGAAUCUGCACAUUCAAGGGGAGGACCGAGGUAUCUCCAGAAUUAUAUCAAUAGAUAAAGCCAUCACUGCCAACCUGAGUGCCACACAGAGAGCCCAAUGUCAGCUGUGACAGGCAGGUCAUUGAAGUAAUAGCUGAACAUGAAAAAUGACAAAUACAUAAAAUAGUGGAAGGCAACAGCCUCAUACAAAUUGAGGCCACAACAAGAAGCACAAAAUGGGGAAGAUGCAAAAGAUGUGUUUUUACUGUUCAGGUGUGACUUUUUGCCUUAUUGGAAUAAAAUUAAAAUCUCACGUGUAUGUAUGUAUGCAUGCAUGCAGUUCAGUUUCUAUUACAAUCCUUUGCAGGGUUUGGAGGGGGACAGGUAAAAAAAAUGAAUAAAACUAAUCCACAUAUAAAAAUAUCCAAUACAAUUCAUGCCUGCUAAUUGUACUCCAUCCCUAAGCAGAAAGUGUUUAGGUUCAAUCUUUAAUUUACCUCUUGAGAAAGAGUGUUCUGCAGUUGUAGUCAGCCUCUAACCCUUUUCAAGUGUUAUGCCACA